Vombatus ursinus (common wombat) is the source of this 560-nucleotide messenger RNA. RefSeq names its product ureidoimidazoline (2-oxo-4-hydroxy-4-carboxy-5-) decarboxylase (gene URAD). The record is from RefSeq and is a predicted model, not a curated record. Bases 33 to 560 code for a protein of 175 amino acids. Gene Ontology annotation, biological process: allantoin metabolic process. Gene Ontology annotation, molecular function: carboxy-lyase activity. The transcript has 2 exons. Lineage: Eukaryota; Metazoa; Chordata; Mammalia; Diprotodontia; Vombatidae.
GACUUUGCUGUUUUUCCUGCAGAAAGUGAGGCAUGGAUAUCCAGAUGGUCAAUUCCAUGGACUUUGGGGAGUUUGUUGAUGUUUUGGGGAACAUUAUAGAGAAAUGCCCCCUGAUUGCAGCAGCCAUCUGGUCCCAACGCCCAUUCACAGACUUAGAUGAUUUAGAGAAGCAUGUGUUUGACUUUAUUGAAGCCCUUCCACAAUCAGGGAAAGAAGGGAUCCUGAGGUGCCAUCCAGAUUUAGCGGGCCGGGAGCUGCAACAGGCAACGCUGACCCCGGAGUCCCAGCGGGAGCAGAGGGGCGCGGGUCUGAGCAAUCUGGGCCCAGAGGAGAGACGCCGGCUGGGCGAACUCAACUGCGAGUAUAAGGCUCGCUUUGGCUUCCCCUUCGUGAUCGCGGCGCGGCUCAGCGACAAGGCCACUAUGAUGAGGGAGCUGGAGCGCCGACUGCACAACCAGCCCGCCCGGGAGCUGCGCGCAGCCCUGGCUGAGGUGCGCAAGAUCUGCCACCUUCGCUUGGAGGACAUCCUGCGGUCUCCGGGGGACCCGGCCAAACUGUAG